CCGCUGGCGGAGGACGUGUCCGAGACGACGUGGAGGCUGUGGUGAUGUCGUACGAGCGCGCACCCGGCCGCCCGAUGUGCCGCUACGACCUCAACUGCUACCGCAAGAAUCCAGCUCACUGGAAGGAAUUUGACCACUCCGACGGCCAUGCCUUCCUCCUCGCUGCGACGCAGGCCAACCAGCAGAAGCGGUCCGCCGAGGGUGCAAAGGGCGGCAGCCUUCACCUGCCGACUGCGGCAGAGGCAGCCGAGCGGCGCAGGCGGUCACGCGAGCGUGGCUUCGCUCCGGUCUCGACGCCCGCGCUGUCUCCAGAGGCGGCGGCAGCUCUUGCAGCGAGGACGUCUCCAGAGGCGGCGGCAGCUCUUGCAGCGAGGACGUCUCCAGAGGCGGCGGCAGCUCUUGCAGCGAGGACGUCUCCAGAGGCGGCGGCGCCUUCGGCGGUCGGAGCCGAGGCGGAGGGCGAGGAGGCGGACGGCGAGGAGGAGGUCCGUGUGGACGAGGCGGACGGCGAGGCGUACCCCUUGGCGUCCUUCCUCGAGGAGUACGGCGAGCUCGAGGGUCGCGCAAAGUGGGAGCGCGCUCCAGGCGGACCGGCACGCGGCUCGAGCGACGCUUCCGCGUCGCGAGCUGCACUCCCGCCCCGAGGCGAGGACCCGCCCGGAGGCGAGGACCCGCUCGGCCCGCUGCGGGACGGCGAGCAGCGCGAGGUGCAGGGCUCUGCUGCGCAGCCCUACGUGCUGAAGCGCACCGGAGGCCUGUACUCAUGCUCCUGCCCCGCGUGGCGCAACCAGGGCGGAGGGCCGGAGGGACGCACGUGCAAGCACCUCAAGGGGCUGCGCGGGGAGGCUGCCGAGCUCGAGAGGGUGGGAAGCCGCAAGGCGUUCUACAACACGGGCGCGCGCGUCGCCGGCAAAGAGGCGGCGCCCACCAGCGCGGCGGCCGGCGCAGAGGCAGCGCGGAAGGCCACCGUCGCGCUCGCUUCUCAGUGGGACGAGAAGAAGGACGUGGCGGGGUGGGUGGUGCGCCGCCAGGACGCGCCCAAGGAGUGGGAGCGGGUCACCUUCACCGUCUACGACGCGCCCGGCGCUCCCGGCGGCAUUGCGGACCGGCUCGCCGCCGCCCGCGCCGCCCUCCCGGCGACGCCCGACGCUUCGCUCGGCCUCGACGCGCAGACGGCGGCGGCGGCGGGCGGCGCUGCCGUCCUGGCGCACGAGGUUUGCCGCGGCGCGGAGCACGUCAAGCAGCGGCUCGCCGAGGUGGAGGCUGCGGGCGGCGAGGGCCUCAUCCUGCGCCACCCGACGGCGGCCCACCGCGGAGGGCGCACCACGGACGUGCUCAAGGUCAAGUCGAAGAAGGACGACGAGGCGCUCGUGAUUGGGCACGAGCCCGGCAAGGGGAAGCACGAGGGCCGCCUCGGCGCGCUCCUCUGCAAGCUGCGGUCGGGCGUCACCUUCAAGGUGGGCACCGGCUUUUCGGACGCGGAGCGCGAGGACCCGCCGCCCGUCGGCAGCGUUGUCACCUUCCAGUACUUUGAGCUGACCGAGGCGCGGGUGCCGCGCUUCCCCGCCUACCAGAGGGUUCGGCCCGACGUCGCCGCGUCCGACUUUCGGUGAGGGUGAGAAGCGGUGGUGGUGCUGGUGGCCGCGUCGUGUGCGCGGCAGAGCGGGUACGUACCCAACGUUUUCUCGUUUGCCCUCGCUGCAAAAGCCUAGGGCUAGGCAAAAGCUUG
This is a messenger RNA of Emiliania huxleyi CCMP1516, 1729 nucleotides long. RefSeq lists its product as hypothetical. The record is from RefSeq and is a predicted model, not a curated record. Bases 45 to 1613 code for a protein of 522 amino acids. Gene Ontology annotation, molecular function: zinc ion binding. The transcript has 3 exons. Lineage: Eukaryota; Haptophyta; Isochrysidales; Noelaerhabdaceae.